AUGUCGCGCUCCCGUUCCGUCACGAAAGUGUAUGUCGGGGAUUUACCACGAGAUACGUCGGAAAAGGAGCUCGGUCGAGUUUUUGACCGCUAUGGCGCAAUAAGAAAUGUAUGGGUCGCCAGGAACCCUCCUGGCUUUGCAUUUAUCGAAUUUGAGGACCCUGCUGAUGCUGAAGACGCGGUUAGGGAUUUAGAUGGAACUGUCAUUUGUGGCGUUCGUGCUCGAGUGGAAUUGAGCAAUGGUAGAACACGACCUAAGCCAUGGAUACGUGGCGGACGUGACAGUGGAAGAUACGGCGAUCGUCGCUCCAGGCCGUUUGAUCCGAAUGAUCGCUGCUUCGAGUGUGGCGAGCGUGGCCACUAUGCAUACGACUGUCGUCGUCGCCGAUCGUCCCGACGCUCCAGGUAG
Molecule: messenger RNA, 408 nt
Organism: Mesocestoides corti
Lineage: Eukaryota; Metazoa; Platyhelminthes; Cestoda; Cyclophyllidea; Mesocestoididae
Source: the annotation of a GenBank genome assembly